Molecule: messenger RNA, 5683 nt
Organism: Oncorhynchus nerka (sockeye salmon)
Lineage: Eukaryota; Metazoa; Chordata; Actinopteri; Salmoniformes; Salmonidae
Product: zinc finger protein ZFP2-like
Exons: 3
Coding region: 3900-5414 (504 amino acids)
Biological process (GO): regulation of transcription by RNA polymerase II
Cellular component (GO): nucleus
Molecular function (GO): DNA-binding transcription factor activity, RNA polymerase II-specific; RNA polymerase II cis-regulatory region sequence-specific DNA binding
Source: RefSeq, a predicted model, not a curated record
AUAUGCUUUCUGUGGUGUAUGAAAUGUCAAGGCCUAUUUUUUAUAAUCUUUGAUCUUCCAUGUCCAUUCGUUCCAUUUGAACAGCUGGACAAAAUAAACAAUGGUGGUAAUAAACACUUGGGAUAUUUUGUCCUUCAGCAAAGUAGCCUACUAGCCUAAAGUACACAGAUUAAUACAAGGCAAUGCGCAACAAGCAGGUAAAGUCAGAACCAUGGAGAAAUAAUGAGGACAAAGCUACAACUUGCAGUAGUGGUGCUGGGUAAAGCUACAACUUGCAGUAGUGGUGUGGGUAAAGCUACAACUUGCAGUAGUGGUGCGUGGGUAAAGCUACAACUUGCAGUAGUGGUGCGUGGGAAAAGCUACAACAUGCAGUAGUGGUGCGUGGGUAAAGCUACAACAUGCAGUAGUGGUGCGUGGGUAAAGCUACAACAUGCAGUAGUGGUGCGUGGGUAAAGCUAUAACAUGCAGUAGUGGUGCGUGGGUAAAGCUAUAACAUGCAGUAGUGGUGCAGUGGGUAAAAGCGUCAGACAAGCCAGAAAAAUAGCCAUAUUACAACCUGUGUUGUGAUAAUUGCGUUGUUUGUUAUAUAACCUGUUAGUUCAUAUGCCUUGACACAGCUGAGACAAGAAGACAGUGGCAGAAUACAUUCAACCAGACAUUUGUUAAAAUCAUAAAACCGGAGAGCAAUAUCUGUCCUGUUAAGUUCAUAGUUACAACCUACAGAAUGAUCAAGCAAGUUAAUGUUUCCAACGUUUUCGGACUACUAAACAACAAUUGAUUUAGUUACCGCAAGUCGCAAAGAAAACAGGCCCUGCAUCCACUAUUCAAGCACAAUUUAAACUUCAACAUCAUCUUAUCACCUAUGCUUACAUUACUACAACGAAAAUAUUUAAAAAUAAACAAGGGGUGCAACUUUCACUGGGGACAAGGGACAUCCCUACAUUCUGAAUUAGCAUUUUUUUUGUCCCCCCCAAUUCUAAAUGUUGCACCCCUGCCAAAAACGAUUUAGUUAGAUAAACUUAGGCUAAAUAUGAUGCGUCUAUCCAUGGUACUGAUUUCUGUGUGUGCAUUGCGAGUAGAAAAAAACAUGUUGACUCACCUUAAUUUGUAGAGAAAUGCCAUCCUCAUCUUUCAUGUUCCCUGAACGGUCUAUGAGUCAGUCAUACAGUAAACACUUUUAGUUUUUUUUGUCUUUGGCUUCCUUGCUAAGAUAAACAUGUUAAUCACACAAAUUAUUUUGUUUUAUAUUCCGUUAUAUUGUAGUCGUGAGUGUUAAGUAUUUUAUGCGCCGAUUUGGUAAAAAUGAUUGCAGCGGAUUAAAACGACACUAGCUUCCAUAAAGUGACCAUUGGACUUAAAUGUUUGUUUGACUACCUUUUGUAGAUGCAACAGUUUUUAUUACAUUUAUAAUGUAUCACUCUUGCUACAUUUCUGUCCAUUAAUAACUUUUUGUAGCAUUUCUGGCAAUGCCAACUAAGUUUCAGACAAAUCUAACUAACUAACUAAUUUAUCUAUAGUUCUAUCUAACCUGGUCAGCAACUUGGAUGCUUGGCAACAAUACAGUUGCUAUUAGCUAGUUAGCCUCUGUAGCUAGCUAUCUAACGAAAAGGCAAAUAAAUGUAGCUAGCUGUAAUUGUUGAUGGAAGGUUUGUUACACAAAUAACUAAAGCCAUUAGCUUGCUAGCAGACAACAGCUGAACAUCGACAGAAAAGCUAGCUAACGAUAGCAAGUGCACGUCCAAAUGCGGCUCGUAGCUAUGUUUUGUGGGACAAUAUACAUCAGUUUUUUUUAAAUGCCACACUGCUACCUUAGAAUGCAUGCAAUGCAAUGGACUUCUGCAACGCUAGCUAGCUACUCCAUAGUCCAAGCUACGGUAAACGCUAGCCAUAUUUCACUGUCAGACAGGACACAACUCAAUCUUGCUGAGAAAACAAAUCAAAUCAGAUUGUAUUGGUCCAUACAAAUACUUAGCAGAUCUUAUUGCAGGUGUAGCGAAAUGCUUGUGUUCCUAGUUCCAACAGUGCAGUAAUAUCUAACAAUACACAACAAUAACGUUACACACAUCUAAAGGAAUGGAAUUCAGAAAUAUAUAAAUAUUAGUCCAGAGUAUAAAUACAGUACAUUCAUAAGUAUGUGGACACCCCUUCAAAUUAGUGGAUUUGGCUAUUUCAGCCACACCUGUUGCGGACAGGUGUAUAAAAACGAGCACACCGCCAUGCAAUCUUCAUAGACAAGCAUUGGCAGUAGAAUGGCCUUACUGAAGACCUCAGUGACUUUCAACGUGGCACCACCAUCUUUCCUACAAGUCAGUUUGUCAAAUAUCUGCCCUGCUAGAGCUUCCCCGGUCAACUGUAAGUGCUGUUAUUGUGAAGUGGAAAAGUCUAGGAGCAACAAUGGCUCAAUCGAGGAGUACGCCACACAAGCUCACAGAAUGGGAACGCAGAGUACUGAAGUGCGUAACACGUUAAAAUCAUCUGUUCUGUUGCAACACUCCCUACCGAGUUCCAAACUGCCUCUGAACGCAAUGUCGGCACAACUGAUCGUCAGGAGUUUCAUGAAAUGGGUUUCCAUAGCUGAGCAGCCACACACAAGCCUAAGAUCACCUUGAGCCAGUCGCGGUUCGAGCUUGUAUGGCUCCCUGGGCGAGCCAUACAAAGCUUUCAGCUUUGAAAGCUCCUCUGCUUCAGCUACGGUCACUGGAAGAGUAAGACAAAUUCUGAGGUCUGGGGUCUCCAGCGCCGGUCCACAGUCCGGUUCUACAAAGGUGGAGGGAUCAGCGUAAAGAGGGGGGCUGCAUCCAGAACCGGAGCCACCACCAAGGGUAGAUGCCCACGCGGACCCUCCCCUAUAGGUUCAGGUUUGCGGCCGGGAGUCCGCAACUUUUUUUUGGGGGGGGCGGGUACUGUCACGCCCUGACCUUUAAAUAUAAAGAAAACAGAGAUAUCUUGGUUAGAUCAGGGUGUGACUAGGGUGGGUACACUAGUUUUUGUAUUGUUUAGGGUUUUUUGUAGGUCUAGGUGAUUUGUAUGUCUAUGGUGGCCUGAUAUGGUUCCCAAUCAGAGGCAGCUGUUUAUCGUUGUCUCUGAUUGGGGAUCAUAUUUAGGUAGCCAUUUCCCUUUGGUGUUUGUGGGAUUUUGUUCUAUGUUUAGUUGCCUGUCUGCACUAUUCGUAUAGCCUCACGUUUCGUUCGAUUGUUUGUUGUUUUGUUGAGUUUCAGUUAUUAAAUAUUAUGUGGAACUCUACUCACGCUGCAUCUUGGUCUCAUCUUUAUGACGAACGUGACAAGUCCUGAGUUUCCCAAAUUAAUUUUCUUCUUAGAACAGAGUUUGCAGCAGAAAAGGCUGUUGUUUUUUUUCAGAAUACACCAGCCAACUUCUAGGGAUUUUUUUCACCACUCACCAAGGUCUUCCUGAAAUACUGGUGGUGGCAACUUCUUCCUUCACUCUCAUUCCUUGGGGAAACAAAGUUAGGUGGUACCUCACUUGGUCCUGUGCAAACUAGCUGUGUCUGAAUUCUGUCAGUCAGCAGGGUCUGUAGACAGUGAUUCAUCCUCAGCAGCCGGAUCUGUAGACAGUGAUUCAUCCUCGGCAGCAUGUUAUUCACAGCAUUUAUAGUGGUGGAACAUCCCACAUACAUACCCAGUAAUAAUACAAUCAUCAUUGUUACCUACAAUAUGGAAACUUAAAACUUUGCGAAAGGGAGAUUAUUUAUUCUGUUUGUUACGCAGGGAUGCACACACACGUGCGUGCACAAAAACCCACCUGAAGAAUCCUGCUGGGGAGAAGUGGAAGUAAAUGGGUCUUCAGGCUCAGACAAUAUUUGUGGAGACACCUGUGUGGCUGAGGAGGUGGACGGCUCCUCAUCCUGAGGCUCCGAGAUCAUUUCUGAAGAGGCCUGUAUGGCUGAGAAGGACAGAGCUAGUCCGUCCCCCUCCACCCUGCCGGAGUCCCCUGGUCACAACUCUCCUGGUAUCUCCUUACUGCUGGAUCUGAAGAGGGUUUCUGUGCUGCUGGUCGACUGCAGGAAAACACCAGGGCAGAGUGGAACUGUGAGAGAAGGACACGAGGAUGGAGAUUUGAUUUCAUCAAGGGACACCCCUAACCAUCGUUCUCUUAGUGGGAGGGGCUUAUCGUCUGGGGAGCCUAAACAACAUGUUGCUGAGGAGACAGAGAAGAGUCUCUCCAGAUCAGAACAUCUCAAGAAACACCAGCAGGGUCGUACAGGGAAGAAACCUCACCACUGCUGCUCUGACUGUGGGAAGAGUUUCACAAGCCAGAGUGGCUUCAUUAUUCAUUGUGAUCAGUGUGGGAAGAGUUUUGCUGCAUCUAACACCUUCAAAUCUAAUGUAAGAAUUCAUACAGGGGAGAAGCCUUACCCCUGCCUUGAUUGUGGGAAAAGCUUUGUUAGUGCAGGAGCCUUAACUGUACACCAGCGUGUACACACUGGAGAGAAACCUUAUAGCUGUGAUCAGUGUGGAAAGAGCUUCAAUAAGUCAGUCCACCUGACUACACACCAGCGAACACACACUGGAGAGAAACCUUAUAGCUGUGAUCAGUGUGGAAAGAGCUUCAAUAAGUCAGUCCACCUGACUACACACCAGCGAACACACACUGGAGAGAAACCUUAUAGCUGUGAUCAGUGUGGGAAGAGCUUUGCUCUAGCUUCCACCCUGACUUCACACCAGCGAACACACACUGGAGAGAAGCCUUAUAGCUGUGAUCAAUGUGGAAAGAGAUUUGCUGUAUCAGAAAAACGAACUAUACAUCAGCGAACACACACUGGAGAGAAGCCUUAUAGCUGUUAUCAGUGUGGGAAGAGCUUUGCUGUAUCAGAAAAACUAACUAGACACCAGCGAACACACACAGGCGAGAAGCCCUAUAGCUGUGAUCAGUGUUGGAAGAGCUUCAAUCAGUCAGUCCACCUGACAACACACCAACUGACACACACUGGAGAGAAACCUUACAGCUGUGAUCAGUGUGGAAAGAGCUUUGCUACAGCUUCCACCCUGAAUCGACACCAUCGAACACACACUGGAGAGAAGCCUUACAGCUGUGAUCAGUGUGGGAAGAGCUUUGCUGCAGCUUCCACCCUGAAUCGACACCAUGGAACACACACUGGAGAGAAGCCUUACAGCUGUGAUCAGUGUGGGAAGAGCUUUGCUGCAGCUUCCACCCUGAAUCGACACCAUGGAACACACACUGGAGAGAAGCCUUACAGAUGUGAUAAUUGUGGAAAGAGCUUCAGUCAAUCAGGGAGCCUGAUUUCACACCAGCGAACACACACUAGAGAGAAACCCUAUGUCUGUCUAUGUGGAGAGAGCUUUGCUCAUUUAGGGAAUAUGAGAGAACACCAAAAAGCAAAAAUGUGCCGUAUUUCCUCUCCCUCCUAUCUGACACCGGUUCCAGAUCCAUAAAUAAAGGAUCAGUAGAAAACAUCUAGUGAACAGUCAUAUCCAUCUCCCAUUCUUAAACAGUUGCCUUAGUCUGAUCACCAUGGUAACCUCUGUGGAGCAUAAUAUACAGCUCUGAUCUAGGAUCUUGUCUCCCCUGUGUCUAUGUAAUAUUACACAUCUAAAUGGAUAAAUGUUAUCAUAGGAAAUGUCAGUGAACCCAUGUGUGGGGGCGUGUUGAUAAUUGUAUAUUUUCAUAUACUCAUGAUAUUAUUAAAUGUCAUUAUGUAGAA